CAAGAGAUGCCAUGUGGCGGAGGGACCGAUAACUACCAGGAGGAUGUCUAAGUCUUCACUCUGAUCUCUGACUACGAAGUUUUCGGAUCUGUCUACGAGAUCUGCCGACCGGCACGGAUAGCCGCGUGGAAGAAUUGGUCCCGCCGAUUAGAAUCGCGUCCACGAGACUCUCGCGACAUCGGGAUGGAGUGAUCUUCCUCGAAACCUUUUCGAUUGAGCAGUGCAACUUGUUUCCCAUUUCUUUCGCGCAAUCUUUGUAAAUACUAAGACGAAAGUGCGUCCGUGCCGUACAUCUCGAGUAACACGUGUAAUAGAUUGAUGCGAAGUGAUUUGACACUUUUGUGUGUUUUGUAAGAUCCGUAAUUUUGUUCUUCUCGAAAAUCAGUCUUUUAUGACUGAAUAAGUCAUGUCUGAGCUGCGUCGGUCGAUGAAUAUGCAAAGAUUGCCGCAUGGAUAUAAUACAGCGAACAGUAGUUGAGCAACUUAAAUAAGGAGCGACGCGCGAGGGUGGAAUCUUAGUGGUUUUAGUGAAUCAGAGCGGAAAAUCCUCGUACUUUGGAUAAAAUUGGCCUGGAGCCUUGGACUCGAUAAAGUUAAACGAAGAAGUUGAAGGGGGAAGUUAACACUGACCAUCGAGUGCGUUCGUGUUCUCUCCGGGAUUCAUCAUCCCUUCUAGACACAAGAAGAGAAAAGCAAAUUAGCUACCAUCGCGAUGAAUAGAAGCGCUAUUGCGAUUUUAUGACAGGUACUUUCAACGUCGGCCAUCUCCGUCUACAGAUCAACUAACUUUUGAUUACAACCUGAACUGUCGAAAGAUUAUAUCUUUCGGAUAUUAUCAUCCAGCGAAUUUUUUACAUCAAAUCUUUCUCCACUUGAAGCACGAUCGGAGGAAAUCGGAUGAAUGCUUGUUUGAUGGAGUACGCGGUGAUCAAGACACAGGUGAUGUCAUUGAGAGAAAAUUUAAUUAAACCACACGCGAUUUUGCAUCGCUUCCGUUAGUCUCGUUCGUGAUGAGUUCGCGUAAGGGUGAAUACGUGGACGGAUCGGGGUGCUUCGAGGACUGCCUGAAGUGAUCGAGUACAGUGAUCGUCACACGUUUUCUCGACGGAUCGCAUGAGAUGAUGACCUUCGUGACGGAUACGGUGCCCUACGCCUACGAAGCGGUCACGAGAUCAGCCUACGACGGUUAUCGUCAUCAUUUACAUCAUCAUCAUCAUCAUCACCAUCAUCAUCCUCAUCAUCCCCAUCGGUAUCGACGUGUUUAUACGCCAACCGAAUCCGAAUAUCUACAGGAAUACGUCACCAGGAGGGACACGGACGAUCGCGCGAGGAUUAUCGGCGUUAACAACGCUUUAGCGUCGGCCGGCUCAUUGAAUUAUCGCAACGACCGAGUCAGGUCGCAAUCUCGGUAUACCCUUGAUUCGGAUGACGCCUCGUCAGUAAUAUCGGCGGAUGCAUCGGCUGACCUCGAGUCCGGCUCUGCAGACGCUGACGAGACCAACGAGCUUAACGAGACCAACGAGACCAACGAGACGAGCGAAACGAACGAGGGCGAGUCGAUCGAGCAUGUACCUCAUCCUCACGUUUUGGAUGUCGGCUCACCGCAUGGACCGCGCAGGUGUCUUCUGUGGGCCUGCAAGGCCUGCAAGAAAAAGACGGUCACCGUCGAUCGAAGGAAAGCUGCCACCUUGCGCGAGAGACGGCGCUUGAGAAAGGUCAACGAGGCCUUUGAGGUGCUCAAGAGGAGAACGAGCAACAACCCCAACCAACGUUUACCUAAAGUGGAGAUAUUGCGGAAUGCUAUCGAGUAUAUCGAGAGUCUCGAGGCGCUGCUGCAAGGAAAUAGACCUUCCGGACACCAGGAUCACCCUUCCGCUGAGAGCAUAAAUGGAGAGUCGCCGCAGUACGUGACGGACAGACUUCGGCAAUUCUCGGAUCCUUUGGCAAGGUUUCAACCAAUUAACGAUAGCUUAGCGUUACAUUGUGGAUUGUGUAUCUCCGGACAGACCAUUAGCGACUGUACUCGGGCUUUGAGGAAUAUUAAUACUAUUUCUAAUCGUGUUAUGAUUUUGCUUGGCUCGGUUGAUGUUUAUAAUAACGCCACUUGCGAGGAAAUGGUAUACGAUAUGACGGAACUCUUGCAAGUUCUCCGGUCUAAGUUUCAUCUUUCAAAUACAGCCAUCACUAUCUGUACUCUUCCACCUUUGGCUAACCUCAGCAUUUACGCUCAUAAGAAACAAAGUAUGGCGUUGCUUUCCUUCAACAAUUGGAUAAGAUCUCUGACGGAUGAUCCGUCUAAAAGAGAUCCAUCUUUUAUCAACUAUUCUGUAAUAGAUUUAUACGAAAAGUUCUGCUUUGACGAAACGUAUGUCACAAACUACGAUUGGUAUCAAACUCAAGCGCGUAGAGUGUCCGGCACCAAACAUUCCUAUGUACUGUGGAACAUGAAGGGACGGAAGCGAACUAUGAGCUUCAUCUGCGAAGAGGAAGACACAGAUCAAUCCAGAAGUCUCAGCUCGUUGUCAAUGCAAUGAGUUAUCUGAGAUCUUUCGUAUAUAAACACCAUACAAAAAAAGAAGCAGAACGGUACAUCCUAGAGGCCUUAUUCGUCAUUCGGCGAAGAACGCUUUAUUGAGGAACAUCUAGGUGUACUCUCCUGCUUUCUUCGUAGAUGUGUGCCUAAAUAUCGCAAACAAGUCCUGAUUUAUAUUUGAGACCAUUCUGUCUAUGAAGAAAAAAAAUUGUAUAACACCAUCCGGAUCAAUCGUUUCAUUGUCUAAUAUCUAAUCGAGCAGCCAUUUCGCAUGAGAAAUUAGUUCAACGAACAAUGGCCGGAUAUAUGGUCCCUGCUUUACUGCAAAAUAACUAAGCAGAGAGAAGUAAUACAUAUGUUUUGUACACACAUGUGUACAAGUAUAUAGUUUAAAUAUCUGUAUUUUCAAAUAGACGACAAGCUAAUCGUCAGAUUUAAUUUCGUUUGUUCACGUGUCAAAGAAAUGAUUAUUGACUUAUAUUUAGUCUGUUUUCAAUUUACAUAAGUAUGAUAUCUCCUAUUUGCGAUUUAGAAUUUACUCAAUUCACGGCAACGGAAAUGAUUAAACAACAGUUCGAUAACAAGCUCGUGUUUAAGUAUUGAAAAAGUAUAGUGUAUUUUUAUAAUUAAAUGCGGGUAAUUUAAAAAUGACACGCAUACUUUUUUUUAAAAAAUCUUAACUUUUCCUAAUAAAUGGAGUG
Messenger RNA from Atta colombica, 3234 nucleotides. It is a transcript of the gene nau, whose product is annotated as transcription factor SUM-1-like. Lineage: Eukaryota; Metazoa; Arthropoda; Insecta; Hymenoptera; Formicidae. Gene Ontology annotation, biological process: muscle organ development; positive regulation of myoblast differentiation; regulation of transcription by RNA polymerase II. The record is from RefSeq and is a predicted model, not a curated record. Gene Ontology annotation, molecular function: protein dimerization activity; RNA polymerase II cis-regulatory region sequence-specific DNA binding; DNA-binding transcription factor activity, RNA polymerase II-specific. Bases 1119 to 2534 code for a protein of 471 amino acids. The transcript has 7 exons.